GAACCAAGCGUAACACACAAUCCUUGAGAGGAGAGAGAGAGAGAGAGAGAGAGAGAACGAGAGAACUAUAAAUAUGUUAUAUAUGUAUAUAUCCUCCGGAAUCCUCCUAUCCAACUUCUGCACAACCCCUUUUCGCUUUCUUUGUAGUCUGAAUUUUGCUUUUUAACAGUUUCGAUUGUUGCAGGUGUGAACCCAGAUGGGCAAGUCCUCUUCUUCUCGUACCAAGAAACGCUCCAAUGUUUCCUCCGAGGCUCGAACAAGGAAGAAAAGUAAGAGUAAGACCAAAACAAGGGAAUAUAGAUCCAAGAAGCUUCGCCGUCGUGACGAUUCUUCUUCUUAUUCCGGUGAGGAUGAUUCAAGAAGUUUGAAAUCGUUAUCGUCUUUUAGCUCAGAUGAUGAUUUGAGAAGUAGAAGGGCUCGAUCGCGCGCUAGGAAGGAUGCAAAAGGGAGCAAGAAGAGGGCUCAGAGACGAUCUUAUAGCCCUGACAGCAGCGGGGACUCUCCCCGUAGAAAGAAGAGGAAAUUGGCAAAGAAGAAGAAUGAUAAGAAAACGCAUUUGAGGAAGAAGCCUAGGAGGAAUGUUAGCGUUAGUUCCAGGAGUAGCGCGUCGUUUAGGUGCUCAACUUGUCCGAGUGAGAGUAUUAGCGGUGAUGAGAUUGAAUCUAAGAGGCAUAGGGGCAGACCUGGAAAACGAAACAGAGUUGAAAGUGGGAUUAACAAGGUUGAAAGUGGGACUAAGAAGGCUAGGUAUAGGUCAAGGAGUUGUUCUUUGUGCAGUCAGCGUAGCGAGAGUGGUGAUUGUCGGAGUGAGGAAAAAGUGACAUAUGAGAACAAUUCGAGGAGGUUGAGAUCUGUAGUUACGGUAGCAGAAGAAAACGAGCAUGGAAGAUGGAUGGAUACGGAUGCGCACAAAGAAGAGAUUACAUAUGAUGACGACUACCCUUCUUGUAGGAGUAAUGAUAGUAAUGAUGGAGGGGGCAAGAGGGAGUUGGAUGAUCGUUUGGAUGUUGCAUUUGAGAAGAGAACGGAAGUAGAGAGUGGGAAAGAGGAAGAAGCUUAUGUUUCUAAUGUUCUAGUCAUGGAUCUCAAAGAUAGUUGUAACAUUUUGGAAAAAGAUUGUACGGGCCAAGAUGAUGGAAUCGGGAUUUCUGGUCCUGCUAAUGAAAAUAAGAAUGAGGUUUCUGGGGCAAUCAUUAGUCUGCCAGGUGAGGAUCUGGAAUCAAUUUUAAGACAAAGGGCUUUGGAAAAUCUAAAAAGGUUCAAAGGAAAGCAUCAAAGAAUUUCAGCGGUAACUACCAAUCAGGAAGACAAGACCGACAUUGAUUUGACACAGCCGUCCACUGCAAAGGUUGAAUUGGUUCAAAUAGAAUCGCCCAGGGAGGGUGGUGCUAGAGUGGUUGUAGCAAAGUCAUCCGAGGAGGAUGUUGCUGAAAGGGUUGAUGCAACGCAAUCAGUAGAAGAGGCCAAUGGGCCUCAAGAGAGAGUUUCCAUUCUUUCUUCCCAAAACCUGAAAAAGGAACCCGAUAGGAUUAAUAGUGGCAGUGAAUUUAUCUCUGCCAAGCAAGAUGUUGCUUGUCCAAUAGAGCAAGUUGGUUGUCCAAUAGAGCAAGUGGCUGUCGGCAGAAAGAUUAAGACCACUGCUUCGCUCUAUAAACCAAACUCGACUUCACCAACCUUGAGGGGCCAUUUGCUAGAAGCUCACCAAACGCUGAAACAAGAACCUGCUUCGCAGGAACCUCCCGAGGAAGGAUUGUUGGUGAGUGAGAGUAAUGUAGAUAAGGGUGCUUCUGAUAUUGCCCAAACCGUGCCCCAAAGAAGCAAUAGAAACGGUGAAGAUGUCAAAGAUAGUUCUGAUAUACAGCAAGAUGAAGCUACUGAUGGCUCACAGUUUGAGCAGAAAACAAUGUCGGUGAUGCGAGGUAGCGAAAUGGUACAGGUGAGUUACAAGGUUUACAUCCCUAAGAAAGCUCCUGCUCUGGCGAGGAGGCAACUCAAGCGCUGAUAUCUGAUCAUCGUUCUGGUGCGCACAAUUUGCUCUUGAUUAAAGCGUUGCAUUGCACGGUCUGAUUGGCUUUCUAGCAGACAUUUUCAUCCGCGGUUUGGUAGUCGUUUUUGGUAGUUAUAUCAUCUGACACGCAUCUAGGUUGAAUGACAUUGAUAUACUUCUCUCUUUUGUGUUCUUUUUCUUGUUUAUGUAAGUUAAGUUGCUCACAAAUAUGAAAUGAAUAAUAAUGAAAUAAUAUGUUCAGGAUAUUACACUGCGCGUA
Molecule: messenger RNA, 2267 nt
Organism: Malus domestica (apple)
Lineage: Eukaryota; Viridiplantae; Streptophyta; Magnoliopsida; Rosales; Rosaceae
Source: RefSeq, a predicted model, not a curated record